This is a messenger RNA of Maylandia zebra (zebra mbuna), 2535 nucleotides long. Its product is annotated as potassium voltage-gated channel subfamily A member 7. The record is from RefSeq and is a predicted model, not a curated record. Gene Ontology annotation, cellular component: membrane; voltage-gated potassium channel complex. Gene Ontology annotation, biological process: protein homooligomerization; potassium ion transmembrane transport; action potential. NCBI's taxonomy places the organism in Eukaryota, Metazoa, Chordata, Actinopteri, Cichliformes, Cichlidae. Gene Ontology annotation, molecular function: delayed rectifier potassium channel activity; protein binding.
CAGGGUGAGAUCCUGGAUGUUCCCGGAGCAAAUAACUGGAAGUACAGUUUGUGUAAAGUUGAUCAGAGUUAAACCUCUGUGUGAUAAGUUAGAUAGCCAAACAAGGGCUUUGUGCUUGUGACAGGCAGACACGAUGAUAGAGAGGAAGAGAGACAACCUGAUGAGCCGAAGGAAACAAACAAUGUGAUUUUUCACCCCGUCAUUAGCCUCUGCCACCAGCUGUUUUUCUUAGUUUUCUUUUAAGUCCAGGUGUUCAAAAUCUCAAGAGGGUGGUUUGCAGCAUUCCCUCGGUUAGGAUAAUAACAGGGAUGGAAAGCAGGGAUCCACAGUCCAGUGAAGGAGAAGGCAGAGGGAAAGAGAGCGAUGGGGAGAAGGACGAGCAUCUCAAGGACCAGCUCGACAGUGAGGAGAAAGGAGAGAAGGAGAUCAGGGGAAACGAGAAAGAGAAGAAGAAAGAAAAGCGUCGCUCAGGAUCUCUAUGGAGGAAUGGAUGGGCACUGAGUGAAAGACUGGCCAUCAAUGUAUCAGGGAUGCGUUAUGAAACUCAGCUUCGCACCUUAGCCCAAUUCCCUGACUCCAUGCUCGGCGACCCCAGACGAAGGUCACGCUACUUUGACCCACUUCGAAAUGAGCUCUUCCUGGACCGCAAUCGAGCCUGCUUUGAUGCCAUUCUGUAUUUUUACCAGUCAGGGGGUAGGCUUCGGAGGCCUGCAAACAUACCCCUGGAUAUUUUCAUGGAUGAGCUGAUAUUCUAUGAGCUCGGAGAGGACAUCAUGAACCGCUUCAAGGAGGACGAAGGUUUUCCAAAAGAAGAGGAGAGGCCUUUGCCAUCCAACAGACUCCAGAGAAAACUGUGGAUGCUGUUUGAGCACCCAGAGUCCUCAUCGGGUGCACGCAUCAUCGCCAUCAUUAGUGUGAUGGUAAUCGUGGUGUCCAUCGUCAUCUUCUGCCUGGAGACACUUCCUGACCUCAGACAUGACAGAGAGGAGCAUCACUCCCAAGCAAAGAACAUGUCUGAGAACAUGCCUGCUGCAUCAAGUUUUUUCCACGAUCCCUUCUUUAUGGUGGAGACUGUGUGCAUAUGCUGGUUCUCCUUUGAGCUCAUCAUGCGAUUCGCUUGCUCCCCCAGCAAAAUGCACUUCUUCAAAGAUGUCAUGAACAUCAUUGAUUUCAGUGCUAUUCUGCCUUAUUUUGUCACUCUGGGAACAGAACUGGUCAAAGACAAUGAUGCCUCUCCAGCCACGUCCUUGGCCAUCAUCAGGGUCAUCAGGCUGGUGAGGGUCUUCAGGAUCUUCAAGCUGUCUCGUCACUCUAAGGGCCUCCAGAUUCUUGGUCAGACACUGCGGGCAAGCAUGCGAGAGCUGGGUCUUCUUAUCUUCUUCCUGUUUAUUGGCGUCAUCCUCUUCUCCAGUGCUGUCUACUUUGCUGAAGCAGACCACAACAAAACAGACUUUGUCAGUAUACCACAUGGCUUCUGGUGGGCAGUUGUCACCAUGACUACAGUAGGCUAUGGUGACAUGUACCCUGCAACAGUCUGGGGCAAGAUGGUGGGCUCUAUGUGCGCCAUUGCUGGUGUUCUUACUAUCUCGUUGCCUGUUCCUGUCAUUGUGUCCAACUUCAGCUACUUUUACCAUCGAGAGACUGAAUGCGAGGACCGAAGUGAGUACACUCAUGUCGAAACUGGCCUAUGGGAGGAUGAGGAGGCUGAACGAGAGGAUUUUGAGGAAGAUGGCCAGGAUCCAGAGGGAGAUUAUUAUGCCAGUGAAGGUAUUUGCAGCCCUCUAAAUGGGACUUUGCUUGGUGGACUGUGUACAGGACAGAGUAUAGAGUACAAGGGAGGAAACAUGUAUCUGAGGGAACCACUGGUUACUCAAGUUUAGGGAGGAAGUUUUGUAUCCUUUGACAAAAUCAUAAAAGCAAGAAAAGUUCAUGAUUCACAAUUAAAUAAAAAUGUAUUUAAAGGUUCUGAAGUCCUGGCAAGACAAACUAGUGAACCAACAAAUGCUAGUUUGUGUCAUUUCAAUUUAAUGCUCAUAUACCUCCUGACAACCUAAUAUUGCCUUUGUUAUUUGCUGGAACACUAACCAGUCAAAUGUCACUGAAAAGCAACUUUUGCAUAACACUGGUUUAAAAGACAAAAGUUUUACAUUCUCAGGGUUGUGAUAUUAAUGAAAUACAAGCUUUUAUUUAUUAUUGCUGUCAGCUUGUGUUUGAGAUGACUUCCUGAAUGUCUUGUGUCUUGAAACUAUAAUGUCUUAGUACUUGUGCCUGAAAGUUUGAAAUGAAAGCAGACAGAUCACAGGCGAUAUGAAUGUCACAUCUUUUCAGAACUCAACCAAAUACCAGCUGAGCUGUCAAUGAGGACAGAGUAAGAUCUCUCAUACAACACCUUUCACAUUCUCAAUAUUGUUCUAUAAGUAUAAUGUAUGCAUAUUUGAUUUUUUUUUUUUUUUUUUAGUUCUGGCUUAUAUAUUACCUAAAAUGCCUGUGUUAAAUAAUUGAUUUGACUGCCAUGGCAAAUGUUCUGUAUUUAUC